Messenger RNA from Lasiosphaeria miniovina, 3639 nucleotides. RefSeq lists its product as uncharacterized. Gene Ontology annotation, molecular function: protein tyrosine phosphatase activity. Bases 339 to 3491 code for a protein of 1050 amino acids. Gene Ontology annotation, biological process: protein dephosphorylation. The record is from RefSeq and is a predicted model, not a curated record. The transcript has 2 exons. Lineage: Eukaryota; Fungi; Ascomycota; Sordariomycetes; Sordariales; Lasiosphaeriaceae.
UUCAUUUCACCUGGCUCUGGCUGUCUUCUAUUAGUGACCCACCCACCCGAGAUUCUCGUUUGGGUCCUAAGCCUGAGAGCCCUGCUCUUUGCCGCCGCUGGCGCAACAUAGUCACUGGGUCUAUCCUACUUGCUGACGACGCGAUAACACUUAGAAACCCCGUGUUUCUAUUCCCUCUCCGAAUUAUUCUUGCCGUGUUGGCGACUCGGGGAUGGAGAUUUUAUGAGGAAUUGUCGACAACGAAGCUUAUACGGGGGAGAUCUGUUUGAGCAGGACUACUCAGGACAGGCAUACGUGGGCUUUGUUUUUUUCCCCUGCAUACCUAGUUUGCUGCAGCUAUGCCUCCCGAGCAUAGGCCCAACGAUCGGAUCACCUCCUACAUCAUGAAGACAUCCAGUCGACCACUACCUGUCUCAACGCAUGCGAUUGCUGCUCAUUCUCGCUCAAACUCGCAGUCGCUAUUCCCCCCAAAAUCUACGAGCACCCCAAUUGCGUCACCACCGCAUGCGCCGUAUUCCGUCGGGCAGCCAUACCCUCCAAUGGUCUCGCCGAGUGCGCCCUGGAGUGCGGCACAAGCUGGCAGACCACCAAGUCCCAAUUAUUUCGGCCUUGCCGUCGAGUCUGGCCCAGAUCCACGAGACUCGUCGCUGUUGCCCCGGGAGAACUGGAGCUCUCCAACAUCCUCAGUAAAGUCAUUUGCGGCGGCACUCCCAAAGCAAACCCCAUUAGAUGCCAAUCCCGACUUCGAGGCGUUUCGAAGGCAGGUCGAUUCAAAUAGAGGGAUAGCGGGGUUUAGUCUGUCGACAUCAAGCCUCACAAACGUCGCUACGCAAAGUCUACUAGCCGCAACACCGUACGGCUUGCAGCGGCCGUUUCCUGCAAUUUGGCAGACCCAUCGAAACGACUCUGGUUCGUUUUUUCCACAAGCGCCAGGAUUUGUUGGCGGACCACCAAAAACAAGAGAUUUCUCUGGGAGAAAGUCAAAUGUCGAUUUAGAGAGCCCGAAAGAUUCCGCAUAUGGAUCCAGAGGUUCCAAGCGCAAUUCCGAGGCAUCUGUUGACCCUCUAUCCUUUUUGAACUCUGGGAUAUCUGAAUCACCCUCUCAGCUCGACUCGCCAUUCCAGAGCAGCCCAAAGAUUGAUACUCGGCCUACCAACCAGAAUGGCCAACAUGAUACAUCAUCAUCUGCCCCGCCGAAGCCCGAAGGCGGCGGUACUGCGAUGUUAUCGCCAACCAAAUUGAGAGAUCUGAUAGAAAGCUCCACUGGUGCAGAUAUUUUGAUACUGGACGUGAGAGUCUCGCCCCAAUUUACACAGUCCAGAAUCAAGGGUGCCCUGAACCUGUGUAUACCGACUACCCUUCUGAAGCGGGCAACGUUUAACCUGCAGAAACUACAACAAACCUUCCAAACAGAUCAGGAUCAAGAGAGGUUCGCUAGCUGGCGCAACGCAAGCAAUUUGGUUGUUUACGAUGGCUUCUCGUCCGAGAAGCGCGACGCGAUCUCGGGGAUGAACAUGGUCAAGAAGUUCACUGAUGCUGGGUACACUGGUACCACAAACCUUCUUCGCGGAGGAUUCAACGCGUUCGCCGCGGCCUACCCCGAUCUGGUCGAUCGGACCUCUGGCCGAUCAUACCCGAGCCUGUCUUUGGGUGCUAGUUCGGCAUCAAAUGGCCCUCGGUCUAGCAUCCCUCCUAUUAUCGGAGGUGUUUUGUUGCCCAACUCCAACAAUAACCCUAACCCGUUUUUCAGCAACAUUCGGCAAAACCAAGAUCUUCUAGAUGGAGUUGGACAGAUGGAUAUUGGCGUCCCUGCAGGGCUUGAUGAGGAUCGCUUGCCACGCUGGCUGAGGGACGCAACCACGAUCAGCGACCACGGAAAGAAAGUAUCGGACAAGUUCCUGCGAAUCGAGCUGACAGAGCAGUCGCGCAUGAAGGAGGCGUAUUCUGCCUUCAUUCCGGUCCAGGCCGGUGAAGCUGCCCGCGAAAAUACCAAGGUACAGCUGUCGGGCAUCGAAAAGGGUGGCAAGAACCGGUACAAGGACAUCCUGCCGUUUGAGCAUGCCCGCGUUAGGCUUCAAGGGCGUACAGAGGGCGAGUGCGACUACGUCAACGCCAGCUAUAUUCAAGCCAACCGAAGUCACAAGCGAUAUAUCGCCAGCCAAGGGCCAUUGCCGGCGACGUUUGACGACUUUUGGUCUGUAAUCUGGGACCAGGAUGUGCGUGUCAUUGUAAUGUUGACAGCUGAAUCCGAAGGAGGUCAGCUCAAAUGCCAUCAAUACUGGAAAGGGAAAGACUUUGGCCCAAUUAGGCUCCGGGUCCUCUCGGAGAAAAAGGUGUCGCUGGAUAUCGACAAGCGCCAGCCAAGCUCCCAGACGAUACUGGAUUUUACCCGGCAUGCCUCGGUUUCUGGUGCGCCGCCGGCAGAGUCUGUACAGGAGUCGCCUGCGCCCAGCCAUUCGAAGGUUGAAGGGGCUCGCCGUCGAGCUAAUACAACGACGACACUCGACUCGAGCGCCACCGCCCCCCCUAAAGCCGGUCUCGGUCCGCAGCUCGCGGGCGCAGGAGAGGCGCCAUAUGUCAUUAUCCGGAAAUUUGCGCUCAGUCAUGCGGCGCAUCCAUUUUCGACUAUUCGCGAGAUCACUCAACUUCACUAUCCUUCUUGGCCUGAUUUCGGUGCCCCUGCGCAGCCUAGCCAUCUUCUUGCAUUAGUUGAGCUUGCCAAUGUUAUGCAACGUGCUGCCCCCCCGGUUGAUGGUUCCAGGUUGAAUGGUCUGCCAUCGGUACCACGACGUGGCGGUUCCUUCGACGAGGCCUCUAGCCCCAUGAACGAACGGGAUAGAGCUUGGAGGAAUAUGGAAGGCUCCAAAGGGAGUGACAGCUUCUCUUCCACGAACUUGUUGGACGCGCCCGAGUCUCGCGAUCAAGCUAGGCCCAUGUUGGUGCAUUGCUCGGCAGGGUGUGGCCGCACGGGUGCCUUUUGCACUGUCGAUAGCGUUAUCGAUAUGCUCAAACGCCAGAGGCUACGUGCUGCGAAGCAGGAGCAGGCCCGUAAGAGGAAUGACGACAGGGAAUCGCUUCUUUCUCAGCAGACGAGCGAGGGCGCCAGAGCUAAACGCCAAGCACUGGAUCGCGACAUGGACGGGGAUAUUUUAAUGUCGGAACGUGGAGAAGAGGUCGAUCUCCUCACGACGUCCCAGCAACCGGCCGCAUACUUCUCCAUGGGCGACACCGCGCAUCCUGCCUCCGAAACCGGUAGAUAUUCCGACGACAUACGCAUCGAUACCAGCUGGUUCGAUGAUGACAGCGUUGAUCUUAUUGCUCGUACUGUUGAGGAGUUCCGCGGGCAGCGACUAAGUAUGGUGCAAAGUCUGCGCCAGUUUGUUCUCUGCUACGAGACGGUCCUCGAAUGGAUCCGACGUAUCAAGGACCGUAGCGGGAACCAGGGCGGAAGGGGAAGGGGGAGGAGCGGGAGCGGGAGCCUGGCUAUGUGAAUGGAGGAACAAUGUAUGGUAUUGUUUGGGAGACCGUGAAAAGACCGGUCGUGGCUCAAGGUCACAUCCAUGGCGGAUACUUUCUUACAUCUUUUCAGCAUUGUUAAGUAGAGGAUAGGGAAAAUGGGCUAUGACUGUGGCCCGGAGC